Molecule: messenger RNA, 1991 nt
Organism: Aspergillus saccharolyticus JOP 1030-1
Lineage: Eukaryota; Fungi; Ascomycota; Eurotiomycetes; Eurotiales; Aspergillaceae
Product: sugar porter family MFS transporter
Exons: 3
Coding region: 263-1819 (518 amino acids)
Biological process (GO): transmembrane transport; carbohydrate transport
Cellular component (GO): membrane
Molecular function (GO): carbohydrate:proton symporter activity
Source: RefSeq, a predicted model, not a curated record
CCGAUAGCUCAUUCUUCUCCGCCACCCCUCAACUCACAGCCCGACACACUAUACCUGCUUGGCCCAGCUGCAUGACGCUUAUUUAGCCAUGCGGAUCCCAUGUCUUAGUAAGUAUGGGCAAGUUGGCCCUAUAUAGCCAGGUGCCCUUCAGUUGAGAAUAUUUGGACUUCUCUCGAGUCUUUGGAGAGAGAAGGGCCUGUGUCUUGUGUUGCCAGGAGUCACCUAUCAAUUCACCACCCAUCCACAGAACAACAUUCUCAAAAUGGGCUUCUUCAAGAACUAUCGUAUCUACAUCCUCACAGCGGUGGCCUAUUCAGGCUCGCUUCUAUUCGGCUUUGACACUGGUGUGAUGGGUAGUGUCCUUGCCCUUGACAGUUUCAAGAACGAUUUCGGCCUUCCUACCGAUUCGACCGGCUUCGCAUCCGCCAAGAAUUCACAAGUAUCCUCCAAUGUCGUGUCAUUGCUGACUGCGGGUUGCUUUUUCGGCGCUAUUGCUGCUGCCCCUCUCAAUGAGCGUCUUGGGCGUCGUUACUCCCUCAUGAUUUUCACCGUCAUCUUCCUUAUCGGUGCAGCCAUCCAGGUCGCCUCUAGCCAUGCAAUUGGGCAGAUCUAUGGUGGUCGUGUCAUUGCUGGCUUGGGCAUCGGAGGAAUGUCCAGUAUCACACCCGUUUUUGUGAGCGAGAACUGUCCCGCGAGGAUCCGUGGUCGGAUCUCGGGACUGUUCCAAGAAUUUCUAGUCAUCGGAAGCACAUUUGCCUACUGGCUCGAUUAUGGUGUUUCUUUGCACAUCAAGCCCAGCACCAAGCAGUGGCGUGUUCCCGUGGCAAUCCAGCUUAUUCCAGGUGGUCUCAUGUUGAUUGGGCUCUUCUUCCUGAAGGAAUCGCCGCGCUGGUUGAGCAGCAAGGGCCGGUAUGAGGAGGCCUUGGACUCUCUAGCCUAUAUUCGCCAUGAGGCGCCUGACAGUGACGCGGUGCAGCAAGAAAUGGCCGAGAUCAGAGCAGCUGUCGCAGAGGAAGCCGCUGCUACCGAAGGAUUGACUUACAAAGAGUUUAUCCAGCCCAGCAACCUCAAGCGCUUUGCUUUUGCCUUCUGCCUUAUGUUCUGGCAACAGUGGUCAGGAACGAACAGCAUCGGUUACUACAGUUCAGAGAUCUUUCAAACUAUUGGACUUAGUGCUACUAGUUCCUCUCUGUUUGCUACCGGUAUCUACGGGACAGUUAAAGUCGUUGCCACUGCAAUCUUCCUGUACGUUGGUAUUGAUAGAUGGGGUCGCAAGCCCAGUUUGAUUGGUGGCGCUUUCUGGAUGGCAAGUAUGAUGUUCAUCUUGGGUGCUAUCCUGGCCGCUUAUCCUCCCGAUACCAACGCCAGUGGUGUCUCGAAGCCCUCGAUCGCCAUGGUUGUCAUGAUCUAUCUUUAUGUCAUCGGCUAUUCUUUCUCACUGGGUCCGACCUGUUGGGUUGUGGUUAGUGAGAUCUUCCCUACACGACUUCGUGCAUACGGUGUGGGCCUGGCAGCAACCUCUCAGUGGCUGUGGAGCUUUGUAGUGACGGAGGUCACCCCCAAAGCCGUCCACAGCCUUGGCUGGAGGACUUUUUUGAUGUUUGGUAUUUUCUGUGUUGCGGCAGGCAUCUUUGUCAUUAUCUUCGCCAAGGAGACUAAGGGCCGUAGUCUGGAAGACAUGGACAUCCUCUUUGGCGCGGUCGACGAGGCUGAGCGACGAGAGACGGUGGAGCACACGAUGCACAAGCAAGGCGCCACUCAUAUUGAAGACAUGAGCGCGGAGACUGUUCGUGUCCGCAACAGCCAAGACAGGGUCUAGCUGGCUAGGUUCUGUGGCUUGGCUCUUUCCCCUGUAUAUGAUUAUGACUUACUUACGCGGGCUGGAUCCUUAUCGAUAUUGAAGGCUAGAAGCUAGAGGCUAGAGAUACUUAGAUUAUUGGGCUGGCUACAUGAUCAUGGCUGGCAGCUUGAUAGAGAUAUCUACAGUUACG